GCCAAAAAACGAGAAAGGAACGUACGUUCUCCAAUUAAUCGUCCUCGUACGUUGCACGAGAGAGCACAGAAAUCCGGAACCCAGAGUAAAAACAGAGCAAUGCAUCCUCUCGCCGCGCGAACGCAGCUGCUACUGUUCCCGGCGCCCCACCCGACGAUCCCCAACCACCGCGCCUGCCUCCUCGCAACGCCGGUGCCGCCGUCGACUCUGCUCCGGCUGCUCCGGACGACGGCGACGCCACCAGCAGGAGCGAGAUCGCCGCCAAGAGCCGUCUCCCCCACCACCACCACCGUUGCCACGGACGACGGGUCCACGCAGUCAGAUAGUGGCGCUAACACGAGCGGCAGCAAGUGGGCGGAGUUCGCGGCGCGGGUGUCGGGGGAGUGGGACGGCUACGGGGCCGACUUCACCGUGUCCGGCGACCCAUUAGAGCUCCCGGCCAACGUCGUCCCGGAGGCCUUCCGCGAGUGGGGAGUCGAGGUGUUCGACUGGCAAACCCAGUGCCCGACGCUAGCCGACCCGGCUACCCCGUGCGCGCUGCACUACCGCCUCGUCCGCCUGCUCCCCACCGUCGGCUGCGAGGCCGACGCCGCCACCGUCUACACCUCCCACCAGCGCCACGCCUCCUCCGCCUCCGCCUUCGCCUACGGGGGUUCUUCUUCUUCCUCCUACGUGGCGGCCUGGCCCAAGGGCCCAGCCACCGUGCUGGAGAUCGAGCACUGCGUGGUGCACCCGGAGAUUGGGGAUGAUGAAGUGGUGAGGAGGGCCAGGAUCGUGCAGACGGUGGCGCUGGCGAGUAAAGCGCCUGGCGCCGUGCUGCGCGGGGUCAAGGUGUUCUCCGAGCAGUGGUACGGCCCGUUCCGUAACGGGGAUCAGCUCGGCGGCUGCGCGCUCCGGGAGGCCGCGUUCGCUGCCGGGGAGAGGCUCGCCAAGUCGGAGGUGGUCGGGUCGUGGGAGAGCUCCCAGGCCUCCGCCGCGAAGUUCUCCGGAACGGGGAAGUUUGCUGGUUUGGAGCCGGACGAGCCGCGGAGAACGGCGAGGGACGAGGCCGGCCUCGGCGUGCUGACGCUGCUGCCGAAGCAGCUGUGGAGCUCGUUCAAGGUGGACGAGGAAGCCGGCGAGGUGGUGUGCGAGGUCGGGUGGGUGCUGGGCCAAGGCCGGGCGUUGACGUCCAGGUGUAUCCUGUCCAAAGACGGAGACGUCAAGGAGAUAGCUGCAGCUUGCGAGUCCCGGGUGUCGGAGGGCACCUGACCUGACCGCAGGACCACCAGGAGCUUCCUUUAGGUUUCGUCAGAUCUGUACAUACAUACAUACGUCUAGAAUAGCCAUACUCGGUACAUACUGUCAAUCUGUCAUACAGCAACAAGCAAGUGAUCUACUGAGCAAACUGGUCUCACCAAAAGCA
Messenger RNA from Brachypodium distachyon (stiff brome), 1405 nucleotides. RefSeq lists its product as uncharacterized. The record is from RefSeq and is a predicted model, not a curated record. The transcript is spliced from 4 exons. The coding region runs from base 100 to 1251 and encodes 383 amino acids. NCBI's taxonomy places the organism in Eukaryota, Viridiplantae, Streptophyta, Magnoliopsida, Poales, Poaceae.